Messenger RNA from Anastrepha ludens (Mexican fruit fly), 691 nucleotides. RefSeq lists its product as uncharacterized. NCBI's taxonomy places the organism in Eukaryota, Metazoa, Arthropoda, Insecta, Diptera, Tephritidae. The coding region runs from base 50 to 691 and encodes 213 amino acids. The transcript is spliced from 3 exons. The record is from RefSeq and is a predicted model, not a curated record.
UGCCAUUUUGCUUUCGAUUGUGGAGCGUACUGUGGGAAAACUUGUUAAAAUGUCGAAAGUCGUGAGUACCAAACAGCAACUAGAAAGGCUAGUUGCAUUAAUGGAAGAGAAUCCACAAUUUGCAAAAGGGAUUUGCAACAAAGUACAUGCAGCGAAAAAAUGGGAAGAAUUCACAACGGAGCUGAAUUGCUUGGGACCACCAAUUAGAACGGCAGCAAAAUGGAUUAAGGUAUGGGCUGACAUGAAGUCAAAAGCGAAAAAAAAAAUGUCCCAAAACAAAGCUGAGCUCCGAGCAACAGGUGGGGGCCCUAACAAACUUCAGGGACUUUCAAGUACCGAAGAAAGCAUAAUCGGUUUGCUGCAAUUUGAUGUCUGCAUAAAUCCGCCUGGGGUGGAAUUUGGCCUGGAUACAACUACCAGUGACCAGUUCACAGUUUUGUCCGCGUCAAAUCCUAGCCCAGAGCUUCUGGUCCAAAACUAUGAGGAAAGUGAAGUCGAUUUAAAUUUAAAUGUUCACGAGGAGCCAGCAGAAAAAACCAGAACAAACAAAAAGUCUCAAAAAGCAGAGAGAUUGAGGUUACUGGAGUUGCAGACUGAUGGCCAAAAACAAUUUUAUGAACAAAUGAUAUCUACAUUGCACAAAAUCAAGCAAAGUGCUGCAGAAACAGCGGAAUACUCAAAAAAAAAUUAA